Ostrinia furnacalis (Asian corn borer) is the source of this 917-nucleotide messenger RNA. Its product is annotated as transcription elongation factor spt5-like. The transcript has a single exon. The record is from RefSeq and is a predicted model, not a curated record. NCBI's taxonomy places the organism in Eukaryota, Metazoa, Arthropoda, Insecta, Lepidoptera, Crambidae. The annotation marks the transcript as partial.
CAAUUAACCACGUCGGGUCAAAAUGGGACACCAAGGAUAAUGCUGUCAGGAAUGUCACCGGGUCCUGGAAUGCAACUAAUACUCCACAAUGGAACGCGACUACCACAACCCCCGUGCCUACUACAGUCUGGAAUGUCACACAAACCCCAGUGUGGAAUGUAACAAACACCCCAGUGUGGAAUGUAACAAACACCCCAGUGUGGAAUGUCACUGAAACACCAGUAUGGAACGUCACCAACACACCGGUAUGGAAUGUCACCAACACCCCAGUCUGGAACGUCACUAACACACCGGUAUGGAAUGUCACCAACACCCCAGUGUGGAAUGUAACUGAAACACCAGUAUUUAACGUCACCAACACGCCGGUAUGGAAUGUCACCAACACCCCGGUAUGGAAUGUAACAAAUACCCCAGUGUGGAAUGUCACUGAAACACCAGUAUGGAAUGUCACUAACACCCCAGUGUGGAAUGUCACCAACACCCCAGUAUGGAAUGUAACCGAAACACCAGUAUGGAAUGUCACCAACACACCGGUAUGGAAUGUCACUAACACCCCAAUUUGGAAUGUAACAGAAACACCAAUAUGGAAUGUCACCAACAGCCCAGUUUGGAAUGUAACUGAAACACCAGUAUGGAACGUCACCAACACACCGGUAUGGAAUGUCACCAACACACCGGUAUGGAAUGUCACCAACACCCCAGUUUGGAAUGUAACUGAAACACCAGUAUGGAAUGUCACAAACACGCCGGUAUGGAAUGUAACUGAAACACCAGUAUGGAAUGUCACAAACACGCCGGUAUGGAAUGUCACCAACACCCCAGUGUGGAAUGUAACUGAAACACCAGUUUGGAAUGUAACUGAAUCCCCAGUAUGGAACGUCACCAACACACCGGUAUGGAACGUCACCAACACACCG